This is a messenger RNA of Hylaeus volcanicus, 5426 nucleotides long. RefSeq lists its product as uncharacterized. The record is from RefSeq and is a predicted model, not a curated record. Bases 2515 to 4773 code for a protein of 752 amino acids. Gene Ontology annotation, biological process: actin filament bundle assembly. Gene Ontology annotation, cellular component: cytoplasm. Lineage: Eukaryota; Metazoa; Arthropoda; Insecta; Hymenoptera; Colletidae. Gene Ontology annotation, molecular function: actin filament binding. The transcript is spliced from 12 exons.
UCUUCGAGGGAUUCCGUUAAUCGUAUGGAAUCGAGGCCAAAGUUGAAACGGCAUUCUCGCGAUCGCAAGAACACGCCGAGCUGAGCAUUAUAAUAACAACAUCCGGUGUAGCUUUUCUUUAUUCGGAACAAAAAUAAACAACAUAACAUAACAUAACAUUAAAAUGUUUAACCCCGAGAGAGCAGUACCGAUGAAAGGAGAAAGAGAGACCAGUCCUGGAUUAAGGAGAAUGUGGUACUACAAGUAGAAUGUGGACGUUGGGUAACAUUGCCUCACGAAGGCUGACUAUGACGUCUGAUCCAAUACGACCAAAUGUAUUCUUUUCCUUCGCAAAAUACCUGCUGCGUGAAAUCUUGUUCAGGAACAUUCCUUCCACCUGUUGCCACCGCGAUCGAAUCUCUCGCGCAAUUAUCCAAGUUCCACUGUACAUCGUUAGAGUGUAUCAAGUCGCCAAAUAAGAGAAAGGUUAAUAAUAAAUAAGGAUUACAAGCUAGGAUUACUAUUCGAGAGUACCAAACGAUUCGAACCUAAUUGUCGAUUAUCUGUCAUUUUUACAAGACGCAGAAAAGACAAACGAUUCGUUAACGAAUGUUCGUUGCGAGGAGAUGAACGGAACGGGCAACGGUAGCGAGCGAAUGGAGUUAAUUACGCGUAAUUGGCAGUGUUAAGAGACUCGUUUGGGUUUUGAUUUGGCGCAGGAGCGGAGCAGACAGCAGCCAGAAACCAAGGAGAAGGGAAACCCGAGGUGGGAGACGUUUACAGUUACGCGAGGUUGCGCGAGGAGAAGAAUCUUUCUCCGACGACAGAGUAACCUUCCUUCUGCACCCUACUUCGGGAGAGAAGUAACGGAAAUCCGCGGCGCCGCGCACUUUUCCGCGCCCGGCCGAUAAUCUCGAGCGGAUGGAGACAAUUUUUUAAAUGCAACGGACACCGCGCCGUCGUCAAACGAAUCCUUUUGCUCGAGGGAACAGAACCAGCUCGAAGCGUUGCUAUCUCGGAGCUAAUUGGAUCGGUUGCUCCAAAUUGGACGCAAUCCAGGAAGCAAUCUAUUCUACAAUUCACUUAUUCGUACGAAAGCUUUUCGAAUAUAAAAAUAAAAUUAACACUUUAAGGGAACUGUUAAAUUAUUCGAGUGGUUCCAGUCCUAGGUCCACGCUCGCGAUCAGAGACUUUCGAUCCGGUUUGCUCGUUUCCAGUUUAAAAGCUCGACACGGAUGCUCGUGGAAUCGAGUCUAACGUAUGCAACGAACCUCGUCUGGUGUACGUACGCUAAAUUUACAAUCUAUAUCUAAAUAGUAAGCGUAAGCUACAUAAGCAUACAUAUAUAGGGUAAGUCAAUCAGAAUUUCCGUCUGAAACAUUUCGUUUUCCCUCGAUCGAAUUGAAGAAUCGUUUCAUAGAUGAAUGGACGUUUUUUUAAUCUUCUGUCUCACAAAGCUAUCAAGGUCGCCUUCGUUGUUUUAAACGCGAUUACACAUUCUUAUCGCUGCGAUGUCGAAAUCAAUGUCAAUUUCAAUGGUAUGAUGUAUCGCAACCUCAACCUUCAAAUAACCUCGACUAUUUACCGUGCACACGGUCGUUUGAAGGUCGUGUUGUCGUGCACCUCGACCUUGACUUCGAUUACAACGCCUCGGUAGAAAAAACAUCUGUUUCGCUUAAACAAACUGGCCUCGGUGUCUUUGAAGUAUAGAAUCUAAAAAAUUAUGAAUGCGUUCAGGAACAGUCGGAUGUUCCUCUAUCAAAAAUCGUGAAAAAUCGAAUUCUGUCCUAGGAGUUUCCCAGUUGACGAUAAUAAAAGAUAUAAGCUCCGAAGAGGCCUGAACCGAGUCGAAACGUUUACGGAUCUCCCACUUGCGAAAUCAUACUUCCAAGCCGUUCAUCUGGCUAAUAGCUGUUAUCCCGUUGAUAAUGAUGAUCAUGCCGAAUAAUAAUAAAGAAGAGGAGCGGGUACACGGUGAACGGUGCGGCAAGACGUGGCACGGAACGGCACGAUUCAAGGAUCGGUGGUAACUAGGUAGCUGACGAGGCUCUCGUACCCCUACCUCGACGUGCAACCCGCGACCAGUUGGCCAGGCUCUCGCUUAGAACAGGUGGGCCCAGAGUCGAGAGAGACUCGGUCUGCCGCUUACCGAGCACGGAUCGAGUUCGUUGUCCGACCGGUCUCCCGCGUUCUCGCUUUCGGCCACGAUAAAUUCCAAUUCGGACACCGAAAUACUCGUUUGUACGCGUAUAAAAGCCUGCCUUGGUAACCCGGUCCGUUAGAACGAUCGCCAGUCGGCCGGUUUCCUUCUCUUUCGUCGUAAUCGCCGGAACACAGAGUGCGUGCCAACACCUACCGGAGGAGAGAUCGUCAAACACGAGGAGAAGAUUCCCCAGGCUCAUGGAAAGUCGGAAUAUUCGACUCGACGCGUAUUUCGACGAUUCCUGGAAGUAGACGAGUCGUGUCCCGUCCGAAUGAUCGGGACCGCGUCGAGAUCUCUUUCCGCGGUACAAACGACCAGCGUCCCGGUUUUGCAUGGGUGUGCACGAAACGAGCGAAGCGUAUCGCACCGAUGUCACCGGGAGGAUGGCCAGGGAUCGUUCUGGUUCGGAAUAUUCGGAGAACAUGAGUGACGCCACGACCUGCAGUUGUACGGCAAGUUCCAUCGACAAGUGCUCGUUGCGCGGCUGCGGCAUGUUUCAAGAGCCGUUUUUCCUGCAUCCGCCAGGUUCGAGGCCCCGCGAUGGAAUCUACAUAAAUCCCAUGAGCGCGUACAUCGGCGAGUCGGCGAAGCCAAAGGACACGGAGUCCUUCUACCUUCACAGCCCGCAUGAUCUCGUCUACACGAGGAUAACGCGGCUCUUCUCGGACACUGGCAAGCAUCGACACUUCGAGAGGAAAGACGAUACGUUGACUGUGAAAGUGGACGUGCACAUCAACAAUGGCGUACUUGACCGACCUACCGCUGGGAACGGUUACGCGAGCAAACCCGAGGCGGCUCGCGAGCCGUUCGAGCACGCGUACGAGCAAAUCUGCUUGCGACAGGACACGGAACCUGGCACUGCUGCCCAGAAAAGGCUCCCGGACAACGCGUCCGACGGCAGUCGUUCCCAGAAAACCGAUCGACGAUACAGCAGAUCCAGCAGCGCGAGCGAGACGUCCAAUCUGAGCAGCGAGGUUCCCUGUUUCUCGUCCAGCGCGUCAACCCCCUCGCUCUCGCGGAACAGCAGCAACGAGAGGAUCGGCAAGAACGCGAAAAUCGGGGCCGAAUUUUCGCAUGAGAAAAAAGACUCGACCAGCUCGCAAGUAGAAAGCGACAAGGAGAUUAAACCGGCUAGCACCGGAGCCAGUUUCGCGAAGCCACCACCGCCACCGCCACCGCCCCCACCUCCGGACAGGGAGGAGGUCGUGGUGCUCCUGGUGAACGCCAAGCAGAACGCGGAGGCGAUCGCGCGGGACGAGAAGAAGGACGGUCCCGGAGACGCGAAUAGGGAUGGAAGGAGCGAGAACGGACCUGCUUCAUCUUCAGCGACCAACAAGUCCGACGUAUCCUGCGGCGAGCAUCAACAGCCGGAAGUACCACCUGCCAGUUCACCGGCGGACACCGAGGAAAUUAAGGCGAGUCAAACGUCUCACCUGGUCAACAGGCACAUGGUGCUGCCGUUCAUACCGCCAAAGUUCGCCAAUGCGGACUCCAACACCCUGCUCAAGCCGUCCGAGUACUUGAAGAGCAUCUGCAAGGGAUCGACGAAGAACAGUCUCUCGAAGGCAAGAUCGGUGGACAACUUGGACAUACAGAGCAGGGGCGGCUAUCGACGGGAGAGCAACGUUGGCGAAGAGGAGGAGGACGAGGAGGAGGAAAAGGAAGAGGAACGUCAGACAGGAGAAGGGGAGGAAGGAAAAGAGACAACCUUUGGACCUCCACCGCCGCCACUGUCUCCGUUGCAAAGGACUCGACGGAUCGGGGAGGACGUCGGUGCCGGUGCCAACGGCGGCGCCGGCGUCGGUGGGACCACCGACCCCGAACACUCGAUGUCCAGGACUCCGCAACCGUUGGCGACCAUUAGCAUUCAAGACCUGACGAGUAUUCAGCUGCGACGAACCACCGUUAAAAUGAACGCGACUAAAACCUUCUCUGCACCUCCACCUCGCAGCGUGUCUAUGACGAAUGUUUCAGAGCCGUUCUUCGUCCAGAAAACGGACUUGAUUGCGGAGCUGAAGAGAACCAAGGACAUACCCGGAAUAAAGAAGUUCAAGGUGGAAAUGGCGCAAGUGGAGAAGACGCAGGAGCAGAACCUCAUAUCGGAGAUCACCAAGGCUUUCAGCGCCUCGAAUUUCGUGGAUCAGAUUCCAGAGAAAGACAGUUCCGGGAACGUGAUCCCGAUAUGGAAGCGACAAAUGCUGGCUCGAAAAGCUGCCGAGCGAGCGAAGAAGGAGUUGGAGGAGCAAAUUGCCAGGGAGAACGAGGAGAGACGACAAAAGGCGAUUCCCGCGUGGAAGAGGCAGCUCCUCGCGAAAAAGGACCACGAGGAAAAAAGACUGAACCAAGUACUCGGCGCGCCGGUGGUCAAGGUGGAAGCCCCAGGAUCGCAGAAACGAGACGUUUCGCCGAGUUCUCAGCGAGCGAAUCAGCUCGAGGAGAAAGUGGAAGUCGAGGACAAGAAGAACGACAUGAUGAGCCUCGGCAAUCAGUCGAAUCACGCGAACGAACUCGACGAGGAAGACAACGCUCCCAUCAUCCCGUGGCGAGCACAGCUCAGGAAAACCAACAGCAAGCUCAACAUCCUGGACUGAUUAAACGUCUUGGACUCCCUUCGAGGGACAAACCUUGAAUCGCGGGGGACGCUUGCGACGCUUCGGGCGGUUUGAUCUUCUUGUUACUUUGUAUAACUUGGGAAAACGAACGAUGGCGACCUCGUAAAACUGCGAGGGUACCAACAUUAUAAAGAUAGAGCCACUGGAAGAAGUACAGCCGCCGAACGACGUGGAGGAGCCUUGUUACUCUGUCUAAAGAAAUUAUGUGUGAUGACUUUGAAGAAUUGUGGGAGCAGCCGACGAUGUGAUAGGAUAAACCGAUGUUUAUGAGAUGAAUCGAAUGAAAAGAGAUCGUAAUUUUCUCAUGUGAAUAGGAAGAAACUAAAUAGAUUUUUUCCUUGGGCGAUAGAGGCCUGUGGGUCACAGGGCCGCACGUACUAUUUUCUGCUGGCAAUAUCCGUCUGCCUUUCAGCCAACCCUGCAGUCAGGAGUCCUAUUACCGUCUCGGCACCCUGCAGUUUUUACGAGGUCCCACCAACUAUAUACAUUCAAAAGAACGUUACGAUGCGUCGCGUGGCACACCCUCCUCCAAAAGCUACAUUGUACGCAUCUUUCGUUAAAGAUGUUCGUCAACGAAAAUGAAACGCAUCAUGUACAUAGAGCCGAGUAAAAUUUGUAUCGUAAAUCUCUGA